Molecule: messenger RNA, 595 nt
Organism: Camellia sinensis
Lineage: Eukaryota; Viridiplantae; Streptophyta; Magnoliopsida; Ericales; Theaceae
Source: RefSeq, a predicted model, not a curated record
ACAUACUAUCAUCCAACAUCAAGGGGGUCACCAAUAGCUUCCCUCUCCGUCUCGAAUUCGUGGAGUUUCCGAUCUCAGUCCCGAGACGACCAUCGACGAGCUCUGAGCUAUGGCUUCCUCCUGGGCGUUGAAGGCGGCUCGUCAAGCCGCAAUCGUUUCUCAGCUCUCCUCUCCGACUUCAUCAGCUCAGGCCGCAAACAGCGCCGCGGCCUUGCUGGCGCCACUGAUCACCAUGGACCUCCAAGGGUUAAUUUCUGGCAAAAUCCAAUGAGUCCAUCUAAAUGGAAGGAAGAGCAUUUUGUGAUUGUCUCUUUAUCUGGCUGGGGUUUGCUUUUCUUUGGGGGAUAUAAGUUGUUCUCCGGAGGCAAGAAAGACGAGGAAGAGAAAUUGGUGGAAGCAUCACAUUAGUAUUGGGAUUUUAAAGUCACUAUCACAGAAGCUUUCUCUCAAUAAUGUGUUUGCUUGGUUUUCCAAUCUCCUUUGAUCUGAGCAAACCAGACACACAGAGACAUCUCUCUCUCUCUAGUUUUUCAAACCCAUUUUACUUUUCUUCUUUUAUUUAUUUAUUUUUUCUUUUCAUCCAUUUUACACCACC